GCAGCCCAGACCAGGAGCACCACCGCCAUCAUGAGAAACAGGGCCACUAUCUCCUUGAAGAAGCCGAAAGUCCGCCAAUCAUGGAGCAAAUAUAACCUCUACAGCCUGAGUACCCAGAGGGACCCCUUCUUCAGCGCCCGCACCUUCUUCCAGCAGAAAUGGACGGCCAAGUCUAUGCUUCGGGCCUAUCACGGUGAACAGGUCUCGGAGAAGCAAUGGCAGCGCAUGUUCUCCCCGCGCGCGCGCAGCGUCGUGCCCAUGAAUACCUUCAGUUUGGCCGAGGAUGACGGGUCCGCCAUGUCGGCCGGACGCGGUUCCGGUCUGGAAAAGCCCGCACAGACAGAAACGACGUCGGAGGACUCUAGAAAGCCAAGGUUGCACGGCAAAUGGAAGGAAGAGAGGAAUACGCCUUACACCCACAUGACCUUCGCCCCGCUGGAGCGUCGGCUCGAUACCGCUAUCUUUCGGGCUAUGUUUGCCAGCAGUGCCAGACAGGCUCGGCAGUUUGUGGUGCACGGUGCGGUUACGGUCAAUGGCAAGCCAAUGAGACACCCCGGCUACCUGCUCAACCCCGGCGAUAUGUUCCAGGUCGAUCCCGAGCGCGUCAUGUAUGCUACUGGUGCUCCCAAAGACAAGGUGGAGCGACGACAGGGCCGUGUGGCCCGCAAGAAGGCGUCUGAGGCCAGGGCUGCUGAAGAGGCUGCCGAGGAGGCUGCAGCUGCUGAGGAGGCCAAGGAGGAGGCCACGAAGGAGGAAGAUCCCACCAAGAAGGAAUCUCCCCGUGAAACCCUCAAGGCUCUUAUGGCCCAGGCCAAGGCCAUCAUGGCUAGCAGCAAGGACGCCCUCCCGGCCAAGCGCAAACAGCAGCUGCGUGGAUUCCAGAAGGCCGUUCGUCGAGUGCUGUCUCGCUCGGAAAACAGCACGGUUUUGACUGCCAACCUCGAGGAGCAGUUCUCCGAGCUGACCACUCUCCUCAAGGCCAAGCGCGCGGAGACGAAGCCUGCCAAAAAGGAGAAGAAGGAGGGACAGGAGGUGGAGGGGCAGAAGGCAGAGACGGUGGAAGCUGAGGCUAAGAACAAUGAGUCUUCUGCUGCGGAGUCUACCGAGAAGUCGGAGUCCGAGGAUGCGGCCCAGAAGAAGGACGAAAGCGGCGCCGUCACUACCCAGCUGUCUGAGGCGUUCCGUCAGGCCAUUGAGAACCCCGAAAAGGAGGUCGAUACAUCGGAACUUACGGACGAAGAGUUCGAGGUGCUGCGCCGGGCGCUCAUCCAGAUGCGCGACAACCCGAUCGAUAGCACCAAGCCCUAUGCCACCCCCUGGCGGCCGCGUGACUACAUGAGCGCAUUCGCCACGAUUCCCAGAUACUUGGAGGUGAACCACAACAUCUGCGCUGCGGUGUACUUGCGACACCCUGUGGCUCGUCCUGGAUUCGCUGAGGUGCCGUCGCCAUUCGGGGAACACUUGAUGACUCCGGCCUUCUUGUGGUACUUGAGACGGCGGUAGUGGCAUUCCCCGGGUGUUCUAAUCCCUUGUAUUCUCUAUUCUCUGUUUCUCCGUUCUGCGGGCAUAUUCCACAGUCUUCAUGUAUAACUGGGUGUUUCAUUAUCUGUUUUUGUUUUUCCCUUUACUUUUUCCCCCUCUUCUGCAUCCUCGGUGCCCAUCUGUAUUGUUCUCAUUAUUCAUUAUGAUUUGUUUGUUUGCCUGGCUGAGGAAAAGGGCAAAAGUCGAGUAAGGGUGUUGGAAGUAGAGGAGCCCACUGUACAUCAACAAGACGAAUAUACCAUUGCGUCAUCCUCU
Molecule: messenger RNA, 1797 nt
Organism: Aspergillus saccharolyticus JOP 1030-1
Lineage: Eukaryota; Fungi; Ascomycota; Eurotiomycetes; Eurotiales; Aspergillaceae
Product: mitochondrial 37S ribosomal protein uS4m
Exons: 3
Coding region: 31-1503 (490 amino acids)
Biological process (GO): positive regulation of translational fidelity
Cellular component (GO): mitochondrial small ribosomal subunit
Molecular function (GO): rRNA binding; structural constituent of ribosome
Source: RefSeq, a predicted model, not a curated record